UCGCAACGGCAACCUGUAGAACGCAACGCGAGUUGAAAUGCACAGCGGUAGCGGUUGUAUGAAUUCUGUCGGAUCAUAUCAGCUGAUCUUUCGGUCGUUUUUUCGUUGACUUUUAGACUAGAUUCAUUCAACUGAACACAACUAGUUUAUUACCAACAUAAAUUUAAAAAUAAAAAGAUCACCUGUAAAAUGGAUUGUUCUUCUGAGGCGGUGCAGUUGCUUCCGGAUGAAGCCACCACUCCAAUGGAAUUGAAAAAAGGAAUGUCCAUAUUUCUGGAUAUCUUAAGAAGAGCAGAUAAAAACGAUGAUGGGAAGUUGUCGUUUGAUGAGUUCAGAGCCUACUUCCAUGAUGGAGUUUUAACAUCAGAUCAACUGAAGGAGCUCUUUAACACCAUAGACACUCACAACACAGACAACGUGGACACUGACGAGCUGUGUGAGUACUUCUCCCAGCACCUUGGUGAAUAUGAGAAGGUCCUGGCAGCCCUGGAGGACCUCAACAUAACAAUACUGAAGGCAAUGGGCAAGACCAAGAAGGACUACCAGGAAGCCACACACCUGGAGCAGUUCGUGACACGCUUCCUGUUGAAAGAGACAACCAAUCAGCUCCACUCGCUGCAGAGCUCCCUGGAAUGUGCCAUGGAGACCACGGCCGAGCAAACCCGUCAGGAGAGACGAGGCCCAGUGAAGCCUGAUGUGCUGUCCAUCCAGUGGUCAGGGAGAAGAUCCAGCCGAAGGCUUCAAAGAAACAACAGCCUGUCUCCUAACAACCCGCUACUCAGCCUGGUCAACUCAGGUCUGUAUGACGAGGACAACCAAUGGAUGACUCAGGUCAACAGACUCCAGAAGCUUAUUGACCGGCUAGAGAAAAAGGAGGUUCGUAUGGAGCCAGUUGAAGAGGAGGUGUUGGAAGGAAUAACCAAAUCACACAUCCUGAUAGUCCAGAGGCAGCUGAAUGUGUUGGAGGAGGAGCGGGAGGAGUUUCGCCUGGCUCUCAGGCAGUACAUGGAGUGUGCCUGUGCCCAGACAGGCUGUCUGCACCAUCUGCAGACCAACUACAGUAAGACGUUCCAGCGUGGCAACGUGGACUUCCUGGAGACACCAGAGCUCAUGACCACCAUGCUGGUGCCUGCCUCCUGGUGGGUCCUAAACAACAACUAAAUGACAUCACGGCAGGCCGACUGAGGACCGCUAUCGAUCAGAAACGUAGUUUGUAGUCUAUCGUCUAUCAUUAGCAUUGGGAAGAAGUGCACACACACACACACACACACACACACACACACACACACACACACACACACUACUGUCAACUUGUACUGUGAAGUAAUUCUGAAUUAUUAUGUAUCAGACCUCUGUGUCCCUUCCUCAUUAGCUGUGUAUUGAUGAUACUGUUCUAUCCUAGAUGUUUACCCAGUUAGGAUGAUACUGUUCUAUCCUAGAUGUUUACCCUGUUAGGAUGAUACUGUUCUAUCCUAGAUGUUUACCCAGUUAGGAUGAUACUGUUCUAUCCUAGAUGUUUACCCUGUUAGGAUGAUACUGUUCUAUCCUAGAUGUUUACCCUGUUAGGAUGAUACUGUUCCAUCCUAGAUGUUUACCCUGUUAGGAUGAUACUGUUCCAUCCUAGAUGUUUACCCUGUUAGGAUGAUACUGUUCUAUCCUAGAUGUUUACCCAGUUAGGAUGAUACUGUUCUAUCCUAGAUGUUUACCCUGUUAGGAUGAUACUGUUCUAUCCUAGAUGUUUACCCAGUUAGGAUGAUACUGUUCCAUCCUAGAUGUUUACCCUGUUAGGAUGAUACUGUUCUAUCCUAGAUGUUUACCCUGUUAGGAUGAUACUGUUCCAUCCUAGAUGUUUACCCAGUUAGGAUGAUACUGUUCUAUCCUAGAUGUUUACCCUGUUAGGAUGAUACUGUUCCAUCCUAGAUGUUUACCCAGUUAGGAUGAUACUGUUCCAUCCUAGAUGUUUACAUCAGCAUUUUCCAGUGCUGUGUCUCAAAUGGCACCCUAUUCCCUAUAUAGUGCACUACUUUAGACCAGAGCCCUAUGGAACCCUAUUCCCUAUAUAGUGCACUACUUUAGA
Salvelinus namaycush (lake trout) is the source of this 2077-nucleotide messenger RNA. It is a transcript of the gene necab1, whose product is annotated as N-terminal EF-hand calcium binding protein 1. The record is from RefSeq and is a predicted model, not a curated record. Gene Ontology annotation, biological process: regulation of amyloid precursor protein biosynthetic process. Lineage: Eukaryota; Metazoa; Chordata; Actinopteri; Salmoniformes; Salmonidae. The transcript has 12 exons. Bases 190 to 1161 code for a protein of 323 amino acids. Gene Ontology annotation, molecular function: calcium ion binding. Gene Ontology annotation, cellular component: cytoplasm.